Molecule: messenger RNA, 891 nt
Organism: Entrophospora candida
Lineage: Eukaryota; Fungi; Glomeromycota; Glomeromycetes; Entrophosporales; Entrophosporaceae
Source: the annotation of a GenBank genome assembly
AUGUUAUUUAGAUUAUUGACAAUAAUAAUCUACUAUUAUUUAGGAUUUCAUCCUUGGUAUGUUCAUUUACUAUCAUUAGAAAAUAACAUACCUAACAAUCAAGAACACUAUAAAUCAAUAAUUAAUUAUAAAUCAGAAAACAAAGAUGACAAUAGUUCAUCAUUAUAUGAUGAAUUUAUUAAAGAAUUGCCAAACCCAAUAGCAUUCAAUAUUUGGUAUGACAAACUUGAAUCUUUAAUAAUAAAAUACAAUGAGAAUUGUUUAAUUGGAGAAGUUGGAAUUGAUAGAUCAUUUAAAUUAAAAAAUCCAAAUAAUAAUAAGAAAUUAUCAAAUUAUCAAAUAUCGAUUGAUCAUCAAAUAUUAAUAUUAGAGAAACAAAUUGAAUUAGCAAUUAGAUAUGGUAAAAGCAUUAGUUUACAUUGUGUACAAUCAAGUGGAAAAAUUGUUGAAAUUUUAAAAAAGUUACAACAAAAAAAUACUCAACAAAUUGACAGUAUUAAUAAUGAUUUACAGUUGAAAAUAUGCUUUCAUUCAUUCUGUGGAUCAAUUGAUACAAUAAAACUUUUAUUAUCUUUAAACAACAGUCCUAAAAAGAAUAAAAAGAGUAAAUUAUUAUCGAUAGAAUGUUAUUUUAGUUUUAGUAAGGUUAUAAAUGAAAGAUUGUCAAAUAGAUUGCACGAUCUGAUAAAAUUUGUGCCAGAGGAUAGAUUAUUAGUUGAAUCCGAUUUCCAUUCACCAGUAGGUUUAGAUUAUUUAAUGCAAGACAUUAUUCAACUAAUUAGCAAAGUAAAAGAUUGGUCAUGUGAUUUUACAAUUAAUAAAUUAAAAGAUAACUUUCUAAAUUUUAUUAAUAACUAUAACAAUAAAGAUAAAGAAUGUAAUGUAAAAUGA